AUGGACUUCCCAACUAUCUUGGAAAAUAAAUUCGUCGGUUCUGCCGACGGGAAUAUUCUUAGUUGGUGUCCCACAAUGGAACUAAUAACGAUAACGAUGAACCGUAUGUCAUUGUGGGUGUACCGAUUAAAUGGAGAACGAGUAUACUCAGUAAAUAAUAGAUCACCAAUUACAGAUAUAGCAUGGAAACCAGAUGGUCAAUCCUUUUCCUUGAUAGGAAUUGAUGGUGUAUGCAAAAUUUAUGAUUCAAACAGUGGUCGACUAGUUCAUGUCAUAGAGCCUGGAAGACUUCCUGGCCAACCUAUACUAAAUAUCACCCAAACAAUAAAUUGGUGUCUCCAAAAGACCACAGUACCAUCGACCAUUGGAAACCCACUAUUCUCUGGUCUUUUUGACCUUGAUCUAUCUACAUGCCUCCCAGUGCUUCCUCACUCUACUUCGAUUGAUAGUCAAUUUACGUACACCAGUAAAGUCAUGGUGGAUGAUAUAAGUCUGUCAAUAUCUUUGCAUGAAUCCGAUUACCUUAUUGUGGUGGAUUCUCGUAAAAACAUAUCGAUUACAUUUCAUAGUUUAUUUACCGUCAAUUCCAUCGUACCCCCUUUGGGUAUAGAUCGGUUUUUACAACAUACCUCCACAUUUUCAGAAAUGAGUAAACAAUUCUUUUUAAUAAAUCAUCAACAAGAAUUUUCCUUACUUCAAAUGAAUCUUAAUAUUGAUAGCUAUGGUUCCUAUAUGGUUGAAAUUACUCUGCAAUGUUCUAAAGUGUUGGCUAUUUUGGGUUAUUUGGAGGAGAAUUUCGAGAUUCUCUCAAAGGAUACUAAACCUUUUAUAGAUUUGUUCGAUAGAAAUUUGACCAACUUCAAAGAUUGUCUUUAUGAAGGGGUUGACUUGACAGUACAUUUUCCUACGGAAAAGGAGCUGGAGGAUAAAAUGAGUGCUAGUCUCUAUGAUAUUUUACUUACUAAUUUGAUUCCAGAAUCUCAACGAGAUUUUUGGUUAAAUCAACUUGGUGAAAGGGGUUUAAAACGAUUGACCACAUUGAGUGUAACCGCAUUCGAUAUGGUGCGUCGAACAAGCUUUUGCCUGAUUGUCGCUGCAUUGGAAAGACUUAUAACCAUUUUAAGUAGAUUGGAAGGUCUUUCUAAAUGGCUUGAUAGUGAAGCUGCUGGUCAAAAUGAAGGCUCAAACGGUAUAGGACUUUCUUCUGAAGCUCUACUGAUUGCAAUUUCUCUUUCUGGUAAACUUCUUCAGGUAGUCUAUAAGUUUAUUUGGGAGAUGAAUGAAGAACAAAAAUUGUUUAAUAGCUUCUUGGAAUGGUUAAGAAGCACAAUUGUUGAAAGAUUAAUUAAAGAAGAUGAUAUUUUGAAUAAUGUUUCACUCAAUGAAAAAUUACUCCAACCUAAUACCUAUAAAAUUAAUGACAUCAUGAAAUACAUCAAUGAAUAUCUUUUCAGAUCUAGAUUACUAAAAUAUGUGAAAAUAGAUAGUAAUCCAGAGGUCAUAACAUUACCCGAUUCUCCGACCUAUCUCAUAGAUGAGUUCCAGGGAUUAAAGCAAUCUUUGAAUGAUAAUUUACUCCAUCAAGUCAGAACUAUGAUCAAGUCCAAUGUAACUUUCGAAAGUUGUAUACCAUUGUCAUUGGAUGCCACUCAAAAGCAACAUAGAAUUCAAAUAUCGUCUAAUGAUAUUGAUGGGUACAUUGUGAGUAUCAAUGAAAGUAAUUCUAUCCUCUCGUUAAUACGAUUCCGUGUUGCUAAUCCUCAAGAAUUUGCUACAAUUCAUAUAGACUUCAGCACUGAAUGUACUAUCCAGAAAUGUGAGAUAAUUAAUGCUGAAGAAAUUAUUAUGCUUUCGAGUGCAAGUGGUAUUCGAACCAUUGACUCUUUGAGAAUUACUGAAUUGGAUUUCACUCAGAAUGGUAUUCAUAUCCCUUACAAGGAGUUGAACUCACAGAAAUCUCGUUCCUUCUCACAUGAUGGUAGUAAAGAAGAUCAGUUUAACCCAGCAUACGUAGCAACAGGGGGAUCUAUUUCUAAGAUAUUCGGAUGUUUACUUGAUGAAAACAAACAAAAUUUCCUCAUCUUCAGUCUGGAAUCCAAGUAA
Molecule: messenger RNA, 2103 nt
Organism: [Candida] anglica
Lineage: Eukaryota; Fungi; Ascomycota; Pichiomycetes; Serinales; Debaryomycetaceae
Source: the annotation of a GenBank genome assembly